Molecule: messenger RNA, 3035 nt
Organism: Porites evermanni
Lineage: Eukaryota; Metazoa; Cnidaria; Anthozoa; Scleractinia; Poritidae
Source: the annotation of a GenBank genome assembly
AUGCAGAUCCAAAAGCGAUUACUGUCAGAAGCCAAACUGAAGUAUUCCAAGCUGUCGAGAUUGCUGUAGCAAUGGAAACUGCCAUCCGAGAUGCUUCAGAAUUACAAAGUGAGCCCAGUCCCUCACGUUGACAAGUUGACUGAACACAACAAACCAACAUCAGCGAAACCGGCGACCAACCCCCCUUGCUACCGCUGUGGUGGGAACAGACAUAUGACACAUUUUUUUUUACAAGGACCAGAUCUGGCACCACUGUGGAAAACAGGGCCAUAUCCAGAGAGUUUGUCGUUCCAAACAGUAAGGCAAACCUAAGCAAGCAACCAAAACCCCAGAGGUACAUGCUGUUGAGGUUGAUGUUGAUGUUGAUGCAUAUGAAGACAUAUUUGCCACCUUCGAGGUAUACAAUGUGAGGAAACAGAGCAAUGAUAUUAUCUGGGUUGAUUUGGAUGUUGAUGGUAAACCACUUAAGAUGGAACUGGACACAGGUUCGGCUGUGUCGAUCAUCUCGUUUGACCUCUACGAGAAGAAAUUUAAUAGGCUUCCCCUGCACAAAACUGGACUGUCCUUGAAAACCUACACCGGGGAAAGCAUUAUGCCAGUGGGAGUGUUCAAAGUACCCGUGGAUUACCAAAACAAGGGAGGUGCUGGACCUGUACGUUGUCAAGAACAAGGGGCCUGUUCUAAUGGGAAGAGAUUGGUUACGCACCAUACGCCUUGACUGGUUUUCUAUCAAGUCGCUGCAGGCUUUACUAGCUGCCUCAAGUCCUAAAGAGCGUUUGGACAUUAUGCUAGACAAUUACUCAGAUGUUUUUGAAAAUUAACUGGGCACCUUUACAUCAGCCAAAGCGAAGUUAACUCUUAAAGACGACAGCCAAGCACGCUUCCUCACCGAUGCCGUAUACAUUAAAGCCGAAGGUGGAGGAGGAACUGCGGAGACUCCAGAAUGAAGGUAUUCUCACUAAAGUGGAGUGGAGUGAAUGGGCCAGACCGAUUGUGCCUGUCCCCAAGAAAGAUAGUUCCGUCAGACUUUGUGGUGAUUACAAGAUCACAGUGAAUCCAGAACUACAAGCAGUAGUAGCAGUACCCUCUUCCUCGCAUUGAAGACAUCUUUGCAAACCUUGCUGGUGGGCAAAAAUUCUCAAAGAUUGACCUCCGCCAAGCAUAUCACCAAAUAGAGAAGGAAGAAGAUUCAAAGAAAUACCUCACAAUCAACACCCAUAUGGGACUGUUUCAGUACAACCGACUAGUGUUUGGCAUCACCUCUGCACCUGCUAUCUGGUAGCGCACCAUUGAUCAAGUGUUAGAAGGAACGUCUAGAACAAGCUGUAUCCUUGAUGAUAUGAUCAUCACUGGAAAGAAUGAUGAUGAACAUCUUGCCAACCUAGAAGAAGUUUUAGGUCGCUUACAGGCUCAUGGGUUAAGAGCAAACAAGACAAAGUGCGAGUUUUUCAAAGAGGAGAUAACCUCCUGUGGACAUGAUAUUGACAAUCAAGGUCUCCACAAGUCACCAGAGAAAGUGGAAGCAGUUUUGAAAGCGCCUCGCCCAUGCAAUGUAGCUGAACUGAGGUCAGUUAAUUACUACAACAGAUUCUUGCCCAAUUUGUCAACAGUAGUACACCCUUUGAACCAGUUGUUAGAGAACAACCAUCAAUGGAAAUGGACGGAACAAUGCGAAACAGCAUUCUACAACGUGAAAGAAAUGAUCACCUCAGAGCAAGUAUUAACACACUAUGAUCCCAGUCUGCCACUGAGGCUUGCUUGUGAUGCAUCAAUUGUCAUUUUUGUUAUUGUCUUUUUGUGGGGGGUCCGUAAAGGAGUGGGGGGGGGGGGGGGGUCUUUGGACCAGGUCCGUAGGGAGGGCCUUGGACUGGGGGGCGGUGUUUUUUGGUCACCCAAACUUGGGUGUUGCCUCCGACAGGUUUUUACGCGGUCAUUACAGAGUAAGCCUAACACUUCUCAGUAUACUUGCAUACAUCUUAAUGAAGAAACGAAAUAAGAAAUACGUGUAUCGCAGAACCUCGCGAAGCUCGGGGGGGAGCCCAUAAGGGGUGGGAGAACAGGAGAGAAAUGAAGUAAAUCAUGUAACUGGGGAGGGCGGGUCUUAUAUUGGAAGUUGAGAUGUACUUAAUCUCCUGUGGAUUAAAUUUGAACCUAGUGUUCUGGCUUUAAAAAGGACCUUCUGAGAUUUAAAUGGGGCUUCUGUUGUUAGCGAAUGCUGCUAGGUCCCAUCCUAUGUUCACCCGAUUUGAACCUCCUACAUGUGUAAUUAUGGUCAAAAGGAAGUGGGGGUGAUAGUGGAUAACUGCCCGCUAACAUGCAGCUGUAAUAAUUAUUUUUGAAAUGUGUCAGUAGUAGUGAGUGGAUGGCAAUGCUAGGAGAUAAUGCUGCAGUGAAAACAACGACCAAAUGCUGGUAAUCAGAGAAAAAUUUAUUGUUAGGUGAAUUACAGCUAUAAAGUUGCACUUUUUGGUACAUAAUCACACUUGACAACUACUGUUUGUAACAGUAGAGUGCAAACAUCAUCACUGAAAUAGAAAAUUUCGAUUAGCAAUGACCACUAUUGGGAAGAUAGAGCGUUUUGAUGACACAAGAGAACUGGGAAACCUAUGUGGAACGAGUAAAACAGUUUUUCUUGGCGAAAGACAUCGAUGAUGACCAUUAAGUGCCAACUUUGUUGAUUGUUGAGCCUGAUCGGCGGGAAAACCUACACUCUGCUGAGAGAUCUUCUUGCACUGGAGAGGCCAGCUACAAAGUCCUUUCAACAGAUAGUUACCACUCUCCAGGAGCAUUUCAGCCCGAAGCCCUUGGAAAUUGCGGAAAGAUUUCGUUUCUACAAGAGAAACCAACAUGAAGGAGAAAGCAUUUUGUCUUACGUGGCCGAGCUAAGGAAGCUUGCGACACACUGUAAUUUUGGCGGGAAUCUGAACGAAGCGCUACGAGAUAGACUGGUCUGUGGACUUCGAAAUAUGCAGAUCCAAAAGCGAUUACUGUCAGAAGCCAAACUGAAGUAUUCCAAGCUGUCGAGAUUGCUGUAG